Messenger RNA from Impatiens glandulifera, 2424 nucleotides. Its product is annotated as DNA ligase 1-like. The transcript has 3 exons. NCBI's taxonomy places the organism in Eukaryota, Viridiplantae, Streptophyta, Magnoliopsida, Ericales, Balsaminaceae. The coding region runs from base 1 to 2424 and encodes 807 amino acids. The record is from RefSeq and is a predicted model, not a curated record.
AUGGAGUUUCUCGCGACGACGACUUUGACGAAGAGGAAAGUCUCCGCCACCGUCAACGACAAAGAAAUUCAUAUAACGGAGGAGCUUUUCUCUGAAGCUCUCGGUUUGCCGAACACCGGUUUGGACUUCAAGACUAACCUGACCGCUGCAGAAUCUAAUGCGGUCCGGUUAGUGAUAUCGGCUGACGAUCAGGAUCCGGUGAUUCACUCAAGCCGGAAGAACAAAUUGAAACCGGAGUUCAAGUGGUUGCUGAACAUCAUCUCUCGUUCGAUUCAGGGUAGAGGAGGUGAACCGCUCCCACCCAAUAACAUUCUCAACUCCGAGCAAAUGAGUGAGAAGACUGACAAAGCGGUUAAGCCGAAGUCUUCCAGAACGAAGUCUUUAAAGGGGACCGAUUCGUCCGCUCCAGCUGAAGAAGAUUCAAAACAAGAAAAACCGAAGAGGAAGGCGGUUCAAGCCGAAGCCUCCCAGAAGAAGAAGGGAAGGAAGAAGUCUUCCGCAAAGAAGAGCUCGAACAAUCCGACUAACUCCGAGAAAACUCUUUCCUCGGACAAUUCGCCGAAGAGAACCGGGGACGUCUUCCAGCCCAUCCCCAUCAAUACCGUUAUUCCCAUCAAUGUCGACUCUCCACCACUAAGGCAAACCGAACCCUCGGGGAGCCACGAAACCGAGUCAGCAUCAAAGGAGGAAGUAGAGGUUAGUAUUCACUCUAAACACUCCAAGUCCCCCAACAAAAACAUCGACGAGGUAAUGGCCAAUGUAGGUUUAAAUACUUCAAAAGUCAUUGUAGACGUAGUCCAAAAUAUUGCUAAGGAAACCGAAGACGAUGUGUCAAGUCAUCUUAAGCCAGCUAAUCAGGUUGAGAUAUCCGGUCAAAGUGAAAGUCACUCGGUCGAAGAAAAGGAACCAUCCGGUUCAGCGGGGAACAAGUCAGUUCCAAUUGAUACAACGAUCCAAUCGGCUCAAGAUGGGCCAGCAGACUCAACAAUCGUACCUGAAGGACCAGUUCAGGUGAACAAAGGCAAAGAGGUUUUAUUCGAAGAUUCGGCGGUAAAGGGAAAAGGUGUUCUGCAAACCGGCUCCCAACCUGAGACUUUAACCGAGGCCGAAGUCGUCAUUUCCGCUGAAGAAGAGGAGGAGAUGUUUAAGGGGCUCAUUAGGGAUAUGGACAAAGAUGAGAAACUCUUAGAAUUAGAAGAAUUGGCUCUCAAACUGGCAAAUACCAAUGUUAUCCAAGCCGCAUUCAGCAAAACCGCGGUAAUUCACGAAUACGCCCGGUUACACGCAGUAGAAGACGCGUUAAGGGAGGCAGAAGGAGCAACCUUAACUCCAAUCGAAGCAAAAAUGUUUGAGCGGUUUCACCUAGUGCGGGAAAAGCUCCUUAAAAGUGUUGAGCGGCUCGACGCAAAAUGGAGGAACGAAUGCAGACAUCACUUAACCCAUGCCAAACUAUAUCAAAGCCAGCCUUUCUUUGCAGCCGGGGAGACCUCCAUGACAGCAGAAAACCGGGGAAGUGAUCCUCCUCAAAAUGAUAAGGCUCUAGAACUUGAGCAGGUAAAGCAAGUGGUGAUCGAUACACUUAAGUCUUGCCUUGGGAACUACAGCAUCGCAACCGAUGAGAAGAUUGCAACAGUUGAAACCAACCUGACAAACGCUAUCCGGGGAUCAGUUCAAAACGAAAUGGCGAACACCGCUCAGACAUCGAUCAGGUCUAUGAUAGACGAAGCUGUGCAGACUUCAGUCAAAUCGUUGAUCGCAGAAUCUGUCCAAACCACAACCUCUCCCUUAGUCGAUAUGUUACAAGCUAUGGCUGUUCAGAUUGGUGAGCUAUCCAAACUUCAAGUAAGUAAAACUCAAGAGCAAUUCAAUUCUGACGCCGAAACCGCAAAGAAACUGCAAGACGAAGAAAGGGAGAGGGAACGGUUAAGGAAGGAACUUGAAGACAAAGAUCAUGCGCUUGCCAAGCAAUGCGAAGAAGAGGAACAGGCAGAUCUUCAUGAACCCAUACCGGCUCAAAUCUCGCACGCUAUGAAGACAAGGAAUAAAAACAAGAGGAAAGCGGUUGCAGAGGUAAUGAAGCGGGAAGAACAAAACAGUCAAAGAGUGAUCGAACCAGUCGGACUGAACGUGCAACCUCUUGAUGAAGAAGAAGAAGAGGAUAUCGAAGAACUCAACCGGCGUAAGAAGAAGGCAAUCGGAAGCUCAACCGCAACCCCAAGACCGAUUAUUGCUCAAACAUCUCGACCACCAAAACCAGUAUGUGCCGGUUUUGGUUUCGGCAAACGAACUCCCGACAUCUCAAGUGUAUUUGCCGGAUGGCGAAUUGACGCUGAAAGAAGAGACAGGGAAUGGAAGGCAAGGGAAGAAGAAGAAAGAAGGCGGAAGGAAAAGGAACUUGAAAAGGGGGGACCAUCCAAACCUUAG